Molecule: messenger RNA, 1218 nt
Organism: Angiostrongylus costaricensis
Lineage: Eukaryota; Metazoa; Nematoda; Chromadorea; Rhabditida; Metastrongylidae
Source: the annotation of a GenBank genome assembly
AUGAAUGUUCAGGUAACGGUCGUUGAUAUGAAUUUUGACAAAAUAGCCCAGUGGAACUCGGACAAAUUGCCCAUUUUUGAGCCUGGACUUGACGAAAUUGUUUUCGCUGCUCGAGGAAGGAAUCUUCAUUUCGUCACCGAUAUACCGAGGGCCAUUCGUGAAGCUGACUUGAUUUUCAUUUCUGUGAAUACGCCAACAAAAACCUAUGGUAGAGGAAAGAUUGUGGUGGAAAAAAGUACAGUACCAGUUCGAGCAGCUGAAAGUAUCAACUACAUUCUUAGAGAAGCUCAACAAAAUGAUCCACGUCUGUCAUUCCAGGUGCUUUCAAAUCCCGAAUUUUUGGCUGAAGGGACAGCUAUAAGAGAUCUAUCGAAUCCGGAUCGGGUUCUGAUCGGAGGAGAAUCUUCACCGCAAGGUGCGGCGGCGGUAGCCGAGCUAGUGCGAGUUUACGAGCACUGGGUUCCUCGGGAUCGAAUUAUCACAACAAAUACUUGGAGUUCGGAACUGUCGAAGCUGGCGGCUAACGCAUUUCUCGCUCAACGAAUAUCGUCCAUCAAUGCGAUUUCGGCGAUUUGUGAAGCUACUGGAGCCGAUGUUAAAGAAGUUGCUCACGCUAUCGGCUUCGAUUCACGAAUAGGCAAUAAAUUCCUGGAAGCCAGUGUAGGAUUUGGCGGUAGUUGUUUCCAAAAGGAUGUCCUAUCCUUAGUCUACCUGUGUGAAUCUCUGAAUUUACAAAAGGUGGCGGACUAUUGGAUGGGGGUAGUUGACAUCAACUGUUGGCAACGUCGUCGAUUCUCCGACAAGAUCAUUGCUGAACUAUUCAACACCGUUGCUGAUAAGAAACUCACCAGGAGAGGUUUUUAUACGGUUAAGAAAGCUCGCCAGAAUACUGAUAAGGUCGAUGUGUUUAGGGAAUCGUCAGCAAUCCAUGUUAUCAGUCAUCUGCUUGAAGAACGCGCUCACAUAUCCGUCUACGACCCAAAGGUGACCGAAGAACAAAUACGGUACGAACUGGAACAGCGUUCACCUUUUGAAUUGGGUGAGUUCAACAUUGCUCAUCUGAUUCGACUUAAUGAUAUCAAGCCAUACAUUUCAGUGUCGAAACUGGUAACGGUACAUGACAACCCCUAUACAGCAGCCAACGAGUCGCAUGCCAUUGUCAUUCUUACCGAAUGGGAUGAAUUCAAAGUGAGUAGCAUUAUCUUUCAUCAUGUUUGA